Knipowitschia caucasica is the source of this 1239-nucleotide messenger RNA. The record is from the annotation of a GenBank genome assembly. Lineage: Eukaryota; Metazoa; Chordata; Actinopteri; Gobiiformes; Gobiidae.
AUGGACCAGUACAGAGACAUGCACCAGCGGAUGCUCAUGCACCAGCAGCUAGGGGAGCAGGCAUCAGCAGAGGUCAGGCAGCUGUGCUCAACAAAUACCGGCGCUUUGUCUUCAAACCAUAUCGCCCAACCUUUAAAAGGUUCUCUAGUGUCAAAGAGAAUUGACCUCACAACGAAAGGAGCAGAGAAACCAGCUGAGGGAAAGCUCAUUCAGUCUCCUUCUAGAGACAGUCGAAUCAGGGGACAUGUCUCCAGUCCGGUCUUCAGCCAUCCACAUGGUGUGAAGGUCAUUCAGCCUGGUGGUCCAGAGCCCUUUCCAGUUUACCAAGACCUGCCAACUUUCCCAUUGCAGUUUACCGGACAUCUCCCUUAUCACAAAAUGGCUACUACACAGGUUCAGGUUCCAUUGGAGUCUAGCCUUGGACACAGAAGUAAACUUUCUCAUUCUCAAGGAGGAGGAAGCAACCCCAAACCUGACACUCCACACCUGCACCACGCCACAUCCACAGACUACUCCCAUAUUUCCCGAAUGCCAGGGGACACAAUCUCCCCCUCUUACCAGUCCCCAAUGUCUUCACCAAUAAUGUCACCGAUCGGCUUCAACCACAAACAGGAGGCUUCUGUCGUCAAACAAGCUCCUACUCAUCUGCACAGUUCUUCACCCGCUGUUCCUCGCAGUCCAGUCCAGCCACACCAAGACAUGAAGCAGGAGCUAACCGGACACCGCUCCUUUGACAUGAUGCAGCUACUGACGCGAUAUCCAAUUGUGUGGCAAGGGCUUUUGGCUCUUAAAAAUGAUCAGGCUGCAGUUCAGCUGCACUUUGUGUCCGGGAACACAGUCCUGGCCCAGCGCUCGCUGCCUCCUCCCGAAGGAGCACCUCUUCUUCGCAUUGUCCAGAGGAUGAGACUCGAGGCCUCACAGCUGGACAGUGUGGCUCGCAGAAUGACUGUGGAGAAUGACUACUGUUUGCUACUGGCUCUACCAUGUGGUCGAGACCAAGAAGAUGUCCUUAGUCAGACCCAUGCAUUGAAAACUGGAUUUAUUACCUAUCUUCAAGCAAAACAAGCAGCUGGAAUCAUCAAUGUCGCCAAUCCUGGCUCUAAUCAGCCGGCCUUUGUGGUGCAGAUCUUCCCUCCGUGUGAGUUCUCGGAGAGUCAUCUCUCUCUCCUGGCUCCGGAUCUACUCAACAGCAUUUCCAGCAUUUCCCCGCACCUCAUGAUUGUCAUUGCUUCGGUUUAA